Molecule: messenger RNA, 928 nt
Organism: Rhincodon typus (whale shark)
Lineage: Eukaryota; Metazoa; Chordata; Chondrichthyes; Orectolobiformes; Rhincodontidae
Gene: nemp1
Product: nuclear envelope integral membrane protein 1
Exons: 6
Coding region: 125-928 (267 amino acids)
Cellular component (GO): nuclear envelope
Source: RefSeq, a predicted model, not a curated record
CUUUUAUUUAUCUCCUUAGAUCCGAGUGAACAGCUCUGAGAAAUUUAAAGUAAAGCAAGUAGAUGAUGAAAAGGAGCUAGAAAUUGCAGGGGUGUGGAGUUGGAUUGUGGAAUCGACAGCGUCCAUGUUAAAGGAAAAAGUGAAUGAAACUUACAUUAACGUCGAUCUUUUCAGCAACAAAACCUGCUUCAAAGUGGAACCGAGCAACACAGAGGCUCAGUAUGACGUUCUAUUGACAAAACGUUUUGAUCCACAGCUGAUCCUUAUCUUCACUUUUGGGCUCCUGCUGUUUUUCUAUUCCGAGACCUUAAGCAGAAGUCAGCUUUUCUUCUAUACAACAGGAAUGGGUAUUGGAGUUUUGGCUUCACUCAUCAUUCUCGUCUUUGUCCUCGCUCGUUUAUUCCCCAAGAAAAGUUCUCUCUACUUGCUGAUGGCAGGUGGUUGGUCUGUGUCUCUGUAUCUGAUCCAAGUGACACUGAGGAACUUACGUUUUCUGCUAAGAGAGUGUUGGCAGUAUGUUUUAGGUUAUGUGACAAUAUCUGCCAUCAUCAGUUUUGCUGUCUGCUACAAGUAUGGCCCACUGGAGGAGGACAGAAGUGUCAAUCUUCUAAACUGGGCCCUACAACUCAUUGGACUGUUAUUAAUCUAUUUUGGUAUCCAAGUACGACAAGUUGCUCUGGCACUCAUCAUUGUAGCUUUCUGCAUCAAGAACCUAGAGCGCCCACUUAGGUGGACGUACACUGCAUACAAACAAGUGUUCAAGGUAAGAGGCAAACCAAAGCCCCGAAAGCUUCUAACUGAGGAGGAAUAUCAGAGGCAAGGAGAAGUAGAAACACACAAAGCCCUGGUGGAGCUGCAGCAGUACUGCAGUAGCCCUGAAUUCAAUGCGUGGAAAAUGGUGUCCAGACUUUCAUCACCAAAGAGGUAA